AUGGUUUCUGCGACAACCACAAUCUCCUCUCCCAAGAUGAAGAGUGCAAAAGCUCUUAAUGUUACAGAGCAGUAUCAAAUCAGUGAAAAGCUUAUCAAUGAGGGGUUUAAGGUCUGGAAGAAGGCAUCACCUAUGUUAUACGAUCUCAUAUAUACAUAUUCAUGUGAUUGGCCAAGCUUAACUGUGCAGUGGCUCGAGGACUUGACAGCCAGUGCACAAAAUAAUUUGAUUACUGCAAAAUUUCUUCUUGGAACUCACACAACAGAUGCACAUCAAAAUUACUUAAAAUUGUACGGUGUUGACUUGCCAUCAACAUUAGUUAGCGAUGAGAAUUUUGGAUCACAUUCAAUUUCACAAAUAGAUCCUGUCGAUACGGAAACAUCUCAGAGAAGGCUUCAUCUUUUGAGGAAGUGGAGACAUCCUGGAGAGAUCAAUAAAGUUAGAUUUGACGAACAAUUGGGGCUUAUUGCUACACAAACGAAUAGUGGUGACAUCCUUAUAUAUGACUACAAUGAUAUUGCUUCAGACACAUCUGUGCGUACUUUGAAGUAUCAUUUAAAAGAAGGAUUUGGUUUGGAAUGGAGUCCAACUUCACAAGGAAGAUUGCUUUCCGGUAAUGAAGAUAGCAAAAUUGCACUUUGGGACCUAUCUUCCUUACGUGGUCAGCAAAGUAAGACUGUGAUGAAACCUUCUCGUACACUUGCUACUCACACAGGAAUAAUCAACGACAUAUCGUGGAAUUGUGCUUCGUCUGAUACUUUUGCAUCUAUCAGUGAUGAUGGAUCCUUGCAGAUUCAUGAUUUAAGAGCAGCAGACAGCGAUGUGGCUAUUCGUGUUGAUAAAGCGCAUGAAGGAAAAGCCAUUAAUGCAGUUGAGUUUCAUCCCGCAUUAUCAUCCUUUUUGAGUACUGGUGCAGUUGACGGCUCAAUUUCAUGUUGGGAUUUGAGAGAUGUCUCCGCACCUGUGAAAAAGCUUUAUGGACAUACUGGGCCUGUUCUCAAUCUAAAGUUUAAGGAUAACUUAAUGCUGUCGACAUCGGUAGACCGCAGAGUAUUACUAUGGGAUUUGAAUAGAAUUUCAGGACAAGAUUCAAGGGAACAUGAUAGAAAUGAUGAAAAUGCUGAUGCAAGUCUAAUAUUUGUUCAUGGUGGACAUACCGGCCGACUUUGUGAGGCCGACUGGCAUCCUAAGCUUGAUAAUGUUGUUAUUAGCUGUGCUGAAGACAGUCUUGUGGAAAUAUGGAGGCCUUUGCAUAUAGAGGAUGAAUUCGACUAUGAAGAGCAAGAGGCUGAAGAAAGGAAAGAUGAGGAAGAAGAAGAGCAAAAAAAUAAGCAACAUGAGGAGGCCGGUGUUUCAAAAAAUGAGUUGAACAAGCAUGUUAAUGAGGCAAAUGUUACGGUAAAGGCUGAAUCUGUCACGGAAAAAUCUGAUGACACUGCCAUCAAUAAGCCAUCUGAUACGGCUGCGAUCAUAGGUUCUAGCAAUGGUGUGCAGCCGGAUACAGCAAAUAUUGAUCACAAGCACCCAAGUAGAGAUGUCAAUAUGGAUUAA
Messenger RNA from Brettanomyces bruxellensis, 1551 nucleotides. RefSeq lists its product as uncharacterized. Gene Ontology annotation, molecular function: histone binding. Bases 1 to 1551 code for a protein of 516 amino acids. Gene Ontology annotation, cellular component: nucleus; cytoplasm; Rpd3L complex. Lineage: Eukaryota; Fungi; Ascomycota; Pichiomycetes; Pichiales; Pichiaceae. The transcript has 2 exons. Gene Ontology annotation, biological process: regulation of gene expression. The record is from RefSeq and is a predicted model, not a curated record.